AUGGCAAGCGAAAUCAUCACAAAAGUGGUCAAGGAGGUUAAGCAAGUGCUAAACAGACUUUCACAGACUUCUCUCAAUCCCUCAGAAUCUAUUGGGCUAUCGCCUCAAAGACACCAGAAAAGCCAUGAAAGCUCUUGGGGGAUCGAGCAACGGCUUAAGCAACUAGAAGAAAAGUUAAGCCUUGGGUACGAAGAAACAACUCGUAUCAUUGGUGUCGUUGGGAUGCCUGGUAUAGGUAAAACCACUCUAGCUAGGAAUCUAUACGAGAAGAUGAACAACGGGUUCUUGAGCCACGUGUUAAUCCCAGAUAUCCAUGAAAUCUCAAAGGAAUAUGGGUUGAGUUACUUGCCUACGAUUCUCUUGGAAGAUUUAUUGAAUGUCAAGGAUCCCAAAAUUGAGACAGUCAAAGCUGCACAUGACGCUUACAAAGAUCAACUACUAAAAACCAAAGUCUUUGUUGUUCUUGAUAACGUAAGUAGCAAGGAACAAAUCGAUGCUCUUCUCGGCAACCGCGACUGGAUUAAGCGGGGAAGCAAGAUUGUCAUUGCAAUGACAGAUAAGUCGUUGAUACAGAGUUUUGUCGAUGAUAUUUACGAGGUCCCUCGGUUAAGCGACAGAGACGCCUUACAACACUUUAUCCAUUAUGCAUUUAGUGAUCAAGAAGGAGAUCAUCGUCAUCAUGCUCUUGGGAUAGGAAAAUUCACGAAGCUGUCGAAAGAUUUCGUGCAUUGUACGAAAGGAAAUCCACUAGCUCUGAAGAUAUUGGGCGCAGAGCUUUUGGGGAAAGACGAGACUCACUGGGAACUAAAGCUAGAUGCAUUGAGUCAGCACCAUAAAAGUCCACCAGGACAAAGCACAAGCAAGAUGCUUCACAAUGUUUGGAAAGGGAGUUACGAUGGAUUGAGUCAACAACAGAAAGAUACGCUUCUUGAGAUAGCGUGCUUCAAGUCGCUAGAUGAGAAUUACGUUACGAGUUUAUUGGAUUCGGAUGGGCUUAAGAACGAAAUAGAAGAUCUAGUGAACAAGUUCAUGAUUAGUAUUUAUGCUGGCAAAGUAGAGAUGCAUGAUACUUUGUAUAUGCUCUCCAAGGAACUUGACCGAGAAGCUACUGCUACUGAUGGAAAAGGGCGCCAUAGGUUGUGGCACCACAAAACCAUAACUCAUGUGCUGGAAAAAAAUAAGGGAGCUUCUCAUGUCAGAUCGAUUCUUCUUGACUUGUCUGAUAUAACAAGAAAAAUGAGCUUCCAUAGCCAUGCUUUCGCCAACAUGAGCGAUCUACGAUAUCUCAAAAUCUACAGCACUCAUUGUCCUCAAGAAUGUGACCGUGACAUUAAAUUAAACUUCCCCGAAGGACUCCAACUACCAUUGAAUGAGGUGAGAUGUCUCCACUGGUUAAAAUUCCCAGAGAAAGAAGUUCCAAAAGAUUUCAACCCGAAGAAUUUGGUUGACCUUAAGCUCCCUCACAGCAAGAUUGAACGAGUUUGGGAGGAUAACAAGGAUGCAUCAAAACUAAAAUGGGUCAACUUGAAUAACUCAAAGAACUUGAGAACUUUGUCUGGUUUAGGAAAGGCUCAAAAUAUUCAAGAAUUGAAUCUUGAAGGCUGUACGGCGUUGAGAAUGUUGCAUGUGGAUAUGCAAAACAUGAAGUGUCUUGUUUUCUUGAACCUGAGAGGAUGCACAAGUCUCGAGUCUCUUCCACAGAUAAAAUUGAUCUCUUUAAAAAAUCUCAUCCUCAGCGACUGCUCAAAUUUUAAAACCUUUCAGGUUAUUUCAAAUAACCUAGAAGCUCUAUACUUGGAUGGCACUGCAGUAAAAGAACUUCCUUGUGACAUACGGAUCCUCCAGAGACUUGUCUUAUUGAACAUGAAAGGUUGCAAGAAGUUGAAAAGGCUCCCUGAUAGUUUUGGUGAGCUAAAAUCUCUUGAAGAACUUAUACUCUCUGGUUGUUCAAAGCUCAAAGAAUUUCCAAAAAGUGGGGGAAACAUGAGCCGUUUAGAGAUUCUGCUUUUGGAUGAGACAGCCAUUGAAGAGAUCCCGAGAAUAUUCUCAGUGCGGCGUUUAUGCUUAAGCAGGAAUGAGAAGAUCAGCCGACUUCCGGAUCUAAUCAAUCAAUAUUGUCCUAAACUGCAGUGGCUUGAUUUGAAGCAUUGUAAGAAUCUUACACAUGUUCCUCAGCUUCCACAAAAUCUUCAGUGUUUAGAUGUACGUGGCUGCAGCUCACUCAAAACAAUUGCGACACCACUGGUAUGUUCUACGCCGACAGAGCAGAUCCAUUCUAAGUUCAUUUUCACUAAUUGCAACGAACUGGAAGAAGCUGCGAAGAAGGAGAUUGUAGUCCAUGCUAAACAAAAGUGUCAGUGGCUAUCAAGUUCACUUAAACGCUGCAAUGGGGGUUGUGUUCCUGAGAUUUUGUUUGACAUUAGCUUCCCGGGAUGUGAAGUGCCUUCAUGGUUUCGUCAUGAAGCAAUUGGAUCUCUGGUGGAGUUUGAGUUACCUCCUCAUUGGAAUCACAAGCAGCUUUCUGGGAUAGUCCUAUGUGUUGUUGUCACAUUCAAGAACUGUCAAAAUGAUGCCAACUUAAGAGUCAAAUUCACUGCAGAGGGCUCUUGCACCAGCAUUACUUGGAAGGUUGGAAGUUUGAUUGAACAAGACAGCGAAGUAAACACAGACACAGUUGAGUCAGAUCAUGUCUUUAUUGGCUACACCAACUGUCUAGACUUCAUAAAACUUCUUGAAGGCCAAGGUACUCGUAAAUGUACUCCGACAAAGGCCUCCCUUGAGUUUAGUGUGACAACUGGUGCUGGUGGGGAAGCUAGGUUUGAAGUUUUGAGAUCCGGCUUCAGUUUUGUGUUUGAACCUGAAGAGAUCAAAGUUUCAUUACCAAGGGAUGAAGAAGUCAAAGGUAAAACAAAAAUUAACGGAACUCCAAGUGCUAAUGUUUGUUUCAAGGUUCAACCAAAGGGAUAUGAAUCUCGAAAGAGCCAGUAUCAGAGUUACAUCGAAAGCUCUGUUAAUAACAUCACAUGUGAAGCACAUUCUUCCCAAACAACUGGUCUUGAUUUCACUCUUUUGUAUUAAAAGGCAUCUGCUUUCAACCCAGAAAGAUCUUGUAGAUUAUCUCUGUUUUCAAUCUGUUUAUUCAUUGAAAGAAAGACCAAGAUAGAUUCAAGAACCAGAGUGAUCUAUAAGACAUCUCUAACAAUGUUUUCGCUACAACAAACACUUUUCAUCACUUGGCUUAAAAAUUCUACAAAAGAA
This is a messenger RNA of Thlaspi arvense, 3258 nucleotides long. The record is from the annotation of a GenBank genome assembly. NCBI's taxonomy places the organism in Eukaryota, Viridiplantae, Streptophyta, Magnoliopsida, Brassicales, Brassicaceae.